Messenger RNA from Mugil cephalus (flathead mullet), 10578 nucleotides. Its product is annotated as pro-neuregulin-3, membrane-bound isoform. Gene Ontology annotation, biological process: nervous system development; intracellular signal transduction; animal organ development. The transcript has 9 exons. The record is from RefSeq and is a predicted model, not a curated record. NCBI's taxonomy places the organism in Eukaryota, Metazoa, Chordata, Actinopteri, Mugiliformes, Mugilidae. Gene Ontology annotation, molecular function: chemorepellent activity. The coding region runs from base 1694 to 3847 and encodes 717 amino acids.
CCUUCUCAUUCGUUCUCUGUCUCUCAGUGGCGGCAGCUCAGCGAGGCAGAUGUAUGUGAGUCUGCAUUGCAAUUACCACAGGUAAAGACAGCUGCGUCGUUGGAUGUCGCUAACCCCAAAGGGGGUUGGAGACCCUUUGCUGCUGCUGCGUUUGCAAGUUCUCAUCCCGGUGCGGGUCGCACAUUUCUAAUCAUCUCCGAGAAAGCAUCCUGGAGGGAAGGACGAGCAGAGGAUCCCAGCAACUAAACCAACAAAUCACUGGCUGACUGGAAGGAGCACGGGCUUCCAGGGACUGAUGAAAAUCCACCACUCAGAGAGAGACACCAGAGAACCAGUGGGAUAUUUUUAACAUCGUGGUCUACUGUUAGUUUUUUCUUCUUGCCUCUUGCUUUGCUGUUCUCCCUCUUUCAAUUAUUUUUAUGCACUCCCCGCUUCUCUGCCUCUCAAAUUCUUUAUCCCUCUGUGGCGGAAUGUUCCCUGCGAAUAGAUGAGAAGAGGCUUUCUGAGCAAUUGCUGCAGUAUUAACAAACAGUAUACUGAGUCAGUGGAGAGCUGAGCGGACAGCUUGGGGGAAAUCUGAUCCACAGCCGGCCGAAGAAGGAGAAGGAGCAGGAUCACGCGUCGCAGUUGCAGAUUUAUCCACCCUGUGAUACUGCACGACAACACCCCUCAUUCUUUUUUUCCCCUCUCUCUGUCCUCAUAAGAAGUGUUUCUUUUUGGCUGAAUCUGGGUUUGGAUUCUAGUGCUUUAUUUUUAGCCUCAGUGGAAUUGAGAUCACACGAAAAGGCACCAAAGUCGGAUUAGAUCCAAAGAGAAGUGAGAAAUACAAAGAAGAAAAGGAUGAAAAGGAGAGGCUGAUGGAGGAGCAACGGGUGACAGAGAUAGGGCUAAUCGUGGCUGAGUGUGGAACCGACUCAUAAGCGAUACAUCCUCUUUGCUCCUGCUCUGUUUCAGGUACGAAAGAGACAAAUCUUGGCAUCCGAAGGACGCUGACUUGGCUAAAGCUGUCGGCACAGACUGCAUAGGAAAACUGUUUAUUCUUUUUUUUUUUUUUUUUUUUUUCGGUCUUGUACAGGGUGGGGAAGCAACUGGACCCGCCCUGUAAGUUUCACUCUCGUUUUAGAUAAUACCGUCCCAUCGUGGAUUGUACAUGGAAGGGGACUUACAUGCAUGUUAAGUUAAAAUAGUUGGAUUUUUGCUGCAAUAGCAUCCACACACUGAUGCCAAGGAUUUCUCACAUGCACAGAUGUAAAGCUGUACCUUCCCAUCCAUCUCUCCCAUCCCUCCCAUCUCUGUAUUGUCUCUCUUUCUCCUUUUGGGGCGCGUCACUUCUUCUCCUUUGAACAUUAUUGGAGUUCAUUAUUGCUUGGGCAAGAGUUGGACCAGACUAAAUAUGGACUAAUUGGGAGAGUAUCAAUUUACAUCAACUCCCCUGCUCAGCACUGGGUGUCUCUGGGUGUGAGUGCGUGUGCUUGUGUGUUUGUGACUGUGUGUCCGCAUGUAUCUUUUGCACCCCUCCCUUUUCUCUCUAUCUUUGGAAUACUUAUUUGUGUAGGUGUUACUGAGAGCCAGAUUCAGCGGAGUGCUUCUUUAUCCAUUUGUCCAUCGGCCCCUUUGUAUUUUCUCACUAUCCGGCAUUGUCGGGAACCUUUCUGCCAUGUGCUAUGGAUGUCUAUCGCAGGGUUAACCCUAAAUGAGCCAAAAGGGACGGCACGGAAGGAUGAGUGAGUGCUCAGGGGCAGCUGCAUCUGGGGCAGUGAUCCUGGAGGAACCUGAGGGAUCAGCGGCUUCUGGUGGCCGUGGAGAGGGCCAGGCCCAGGAACAGGGUCCCCUUCGCUGUGCAGUUUGGCCUCGUCAACAAACAUGGCUGUGUGUGGUCCCCUUACUUAUCGGUUUCAUUGGUCUUGGAUUGAGUCUAAUGCUGCUGAAAUGGAUUGUUGUGGGUACAGUGAGGGAUUAUGUGCCAACAGAUCUGGUGGAUGCUAAUCGAAUAGGCCAAGAUCCUAUUUUUCUCUCCAAGCCAAGCGGGAUUCCCAAAAGUCCCGAUACUACCACCACUACAACUUUUCCUACAGUUGAUGGUGGGAACCCAACACCUCGAACUGUAACUGUGGCAAAAGGCAGAACUCGCACAACUGCUACUACCACAACUGUAAAUCCCAGAGGGGGCGGGGCUAGUCAAGUAACUCCUCGGAAUCCUGGACAUCGCAACGGACGUGGCCCUUCAGGUUUUACUACGACCACCGCAGCACCACGGACAACCUUCAUAAGUGGAAGUGCAACAUCUAGCUCCUCUCCGUCCAAUCCAACAGUACUUCAUGACUCCACACAGAUGUGGACGGCGGAACAUACGACUACUGAGACGGUCUCCACUACACUCACCACGCGUACGCAUGGUCACCGCAAAACACCAUCUCCAACAGUCCCUCCACUGCACUCGGAGCAUUUCAAACCCUGUCAUGAGAAGGACUUGGCCUACUGCCUAAAUGGUGGUGAAUGCUUUGUCAUCGAGACACUCAGCGGGCCUCACAAGCACUGCAAGUGUCGUGAAGGUUACCAAGGAAUCCGCUGUGACCAGUUCCUGCCCAAGACAGACUCCGUCCUGUCAGACCCAAAUCACCUGGGCAUCGAGUUUAUGGAGAGCAAAGAGGUAUACAAGAGGCAGGUGCUGUCAAUCACAUCCAUCGCCAUGGCGAUCAGCCUCCUGGGAACGCUGUGUAUGGCCCUCUACUGUCGCAACAAGAGACGCAGGGAGAAGCUCCAGGCCCACCUGAAGGAGAGUCGCAGUCUGAAAAACUACACUGCCAAUUCACAUAAUGCCCUGGAUGCCAAGAUGAGGGCCCCCAACACCAACCUGCAAAUGCACGAGUACUGCAAGCGGGCCUCCCAGUCUCGCCAGGGAAGUGUCUGUGAGUCCAACUUCGCACAGUGCAGCAUCACCACCACGCCACCCAGCAGCUUGAGAGGCCCAGCAAAACAUCACAGAAGUGGGUCCUUGUCUCACAGCCCCGACCAGAGGACCCGGGCAGCCCCUUGGUCAGCUCCUCGCCGGACUCCACCCAUACCAAGAGGAAGGCUAAACCCACUUGGAGGAUCCAAGUAUUCAGGCCCCGCCUACCAGCACCUUCAGGAAGUAGAUUCGUCUGAGAAGGAUGCAGAAGCACAAAAAGGUUUCCAAAUGCAGGGAGAGAACCAACGCGAUGACUCCAGAGGAGAUGCCUUUCUACAUAUGCAAACUCCUGUUACCACGGAGACGCAGUCGCCAUCGCCUUGGAGUGGUCGCUUGGAAGUGCGCUCACACCCGUUCUUUCCGUCUGAGCACAACAUUCCCAGUCCCAACACCCGGAGCCUGAGGAGGCCCGGACGCCAUCCCAGCCGCUCCCCGCCUCCCCCGUUUCGCUCCUGCUCUAUCCCCAUCAUUCCGUCCGUGCAGUGUCACCAUGACAACGAGGUGUCUUGUAUGCAAACCGGCGUCAUCCCGGCAACCACAGUGAUGUCAGUCACCUGCGGAGCCACGCCCUGCAACAAAGAGAGGAGAGAGAAGGCGCCGCACGCCACGUUGUUUUCCUCUUCCUGCUCGUCCGCCAUUGGCCAGCAGCAAGACGAGGUGGCGCUGCUGCUGGAGGAGGCGCAGGAACAGCUCAGGGCGUUGGCUCACAGGAAGCAGGAAGAAGGGGGGGUCAUUAGCAAUGGAUCAACGGUUCCACCAGUGGAGGCCAGAGAAACUGUUUGCUUCCUGAACCUUUAUGGAGGAAGCGCUGGUACGCUGAGCUGUAACGGACCCACGCAGACCCAGCUACUCAGCCCCAGCCUAUCACACAGAGACCUGGGCCAGACCGGCCAAUGAAAGGACAAGAUUUGGGACAUUCAGUUUGACAGUGUUUGACAGACUCUGGUGUUCUGCAUCUGUGUGAUGCCAGUGGAAAUGCCGAAAUGAAAAAAAAAAAAAAAGAAAAAAAAGAAAAAUGUAAUAUCACGGAAAAUCUGAAAAUGUGCUGAUGAUAUGCAUACUGUAUGGAUACAAGCAUACAAACACUUCUUGAGUGGCCGCCUUUACACCGACUGACAGUAUGGAAAAAGAGAAAAAAAUAUUUACAUGCAUUUAUUUACAAAACAGGAAAACACUUCUACUUAGACAAAAAGAAACCAAAUAGUCUGUCAAAUCCAUGGUGUUUUUAAUUGUAAAAAGAAUAUAUAAAUAUAUAUAUAUAUAAAUAUAUAUGGAUAUAAAUAUAUGGAAUUCAAAAAGUGACCAAGUACAAAGUUGAAGAACACAGGAAUGAUGUAACUAUUUUUCUUGUUUUGUUUCUUCUCCCUGUUUUGUAUUGACUCUGUCACAUUUUGGUUCGGGGUCAGCUGUAAGUGAAGAAGGUCAUUAACGUCACGCCGCACGUCGAAUCCGAUCCAGCGAGUCCGCGCGGGAUCGAAAACGGCCCGCGAGAAAAACGAGACUCCGCCAAUUUUUUCACCCCCCUUGCCUUCUGAAAACUCUUAUCCAGCCAAGAAUUACAGCGCAGCUCCCUGUGGUAAAUAACAACACUUUGAGGAUUUAUGACACAAAACAAAAAACAUCCCCAGCUGUGUGUGUGUGUGCGUGUCUGUGCUGGGACGCAUCCAGGGAGAUGAGCGACGACAGAGAAGAAAAAAACAAGAACCUACUUCCUGUGUUGUGUUUGGGCGGGCACAUUGUCAGAGUCAGCCCCCAUGCUGACUUCACUCUGGCCGGGAUUUGAAACCAAUCUGGAUUAUUUUUGUUUUGGUUACAGAUUAUAUUUUCACACAUGCACACACGCACACUUUGCAUUAUGGUUUUGUUGGUUGGACGGCCGAAUGACUGAAUGGACAUGCACACGAGGGAGGACGGAGGGCUACGGAGCACCGCAGGAGCUAAUCAGACAUUUUUCGUUCGUUCCGUUCUCCAUUUUAUUAAUGAACAAUGCUGCUUUCUGGGGCUGACGGGUGGGGGGAAUGAACCACAUGGUUUUGGUAUUGAAACAAGAAAUAAAUGUCUCUAUGUUGUAUCCUAUGAAUUGGAAGCUUUUGAAUCUCUGUAUGAAGUUACAGCCAAAUGUUUCUGGUGUCAAAAAGUAAAAAGAAAAAAAAAACUGGUUGCUAUUCUGGUAAAGAUUUUUCAAAGUAACAUUUGUUUUAGUUGAUUGCUUGAAAGACAUUUUGACACCUCCGACAGCGACCUGUCCGAACAUGCAUGCUGGAUAACACUCUGGUUUGUGCGGACAUUACUCAUACUUUGGCCUUUUCAAACAUAACAGCUGCAGCAGCUGGAGGAAACCUGGGAUCAGCCUUCACUAAGUGCUUGACGGUUUCCUGUUUGACCAUCUCCCAUCCAUCUGCCCAGGAUGCAGAAAUGUUUUCAAAUGUGGUUUAAUUACCCGAUUCCAAACUCUACAUCCAUAAACAUCGGUCUCUGCUGGUGGGGCCAAUCUUAAACAGCAGCUCUUACUUUUAUUCUGUCACUUUGCAAAUGUUUGUUGAUGUCAUUUUGGAAUAAAAACUCUAUAAAAUGAGAGGGGAAUGCUGGCAGAAUUUCACCCGUCAUUGGUUCCUAUUAAAAAUGGGCACGAGUGGGGAAAAAAAAAAAAAUUAAAAAAAUAACGCGACAUGUGAACGUGGAGGUUUUGGCAUCCACUCAAAACCUUUUCAGAAACGUGGUUCAAAGGAUGUUUGCUUUGGAAAAUAAUCAAAGGAGCUUAAUUGUAAAACCGAAGUAAAAGCUUGAACUUGAAACCCAAGUAUUUAACAUUCUCGGUUUCACAGCAAUUUUAUCUCCAUCAAAAUCGUUUAAAUAGGGCAGUCCGGGUGUUCUCUUUGAGCUUUUCUCUCAGAUAUCACCAAGUCAGCUGACUUCAGGAUAUUUUUUGUACAAUAAGUCUCACACAGAACCCUCAAAGCAGCUCUCUACAGGCUCAGUGUGCCCCCCUGUUAACAAACCGCCGCUCUCUGCUGCCAUGGCUACUGUUUAGUGACGUCCACGUGCUUCUUUCGCUGCUCUUUACAGUUCAGGAAGAUUUGAUUCAGUGCUGCUGCACUCUGGAGUGACAGUUCACACUGUCACCCUCAUUCAACACACAACUGCACGUACACGCAGACAAAGAAACACCUUUCUGUCUUUGGUUCUAACGUUUAUAGCCACGGCCCUCUGACACAGCUCCAUCGGCUUUGUAUUAAAGUACCCCCUUAUUUGGAAAAGUGGAUAAGCCUCGGUUUCGGUAAGUUUUAGUACAUUUCACUUAUAACAAAUAAGAGCUUUACUGAGGAGUAACAUUAGCCAUACAAUACAGAACUUGAGGUAUGAAUUCAUCACAAAAUGCAGCUUAAAUGAUUAUUACCUGACACUAAAUGUGAACCACAACACCAGGUUUCUGUGCCUAUUCCAGCUGUUUCUUCUAAUGCAGUGAUCCAUUUACUUCUCCUUUCUUUGGCAGAUAUCUGUAAAAAUGUAUCCGCGCCUGCUUUUCAAUCUGUUGGAACAGUCAAUCGCACAACAGCUCUUCCUCUUUUUUUUUUAAUGUGUUUCAUAAUUUAGACAGUAUUAAAGCCUAUGAUUCAAACUAAUGCGACUAAUCUCCCUGCUCAUCUGUCACUUUUUGCCACUCCGUGGCCGUAACCACGGAGACGUCAGCUAGCUGUGACGUCACGUCCACGCCCUCUGUUGGUUUAGCACAAAAAUAUGUUACAAAUCUGUGCUAGGUGGGAACGAAGCUGUUACGAGCUUGUACGGAGUUCCACACCUAGCCACACAGAAUGCUUAUUUUUUCAUUCUACCAUUAAACCCUGAGAAGACGCUUUUCAAUAUAUAGGGACCUCAAGACUUUAAUUUGAUAAUGACACCCACCCCCACACAACACUGGUGUGGAGGUUGAUGCAGAGACCAUAAAUUGUAUAAAGAUGGACUAAAAUAAAUCAUUCAUAAAUAAAUAAUUUUUUAUCAAGGACGGUUUCAGUCGUUUCAGGUUGGGAAUAAAAUGCUGAUGUAUACUCAGGCUUCCAUCAUUUGGAAACGUUUCGUUUUUAGUUAUUUGACGCUAUUGAAACAGGAUAUGACAUCACGAUCACUACAAGCUGCCACACUCAGUGAAGCACCCUGUAGGACAGUUUAUUGAAAUGAAUAAGUACAGUGUGUAAUCCAACAUUUCUUUGUAAGAAGUACUGUACUGAGUAGACUCUGGCUCCAAACUCACAGGAUAGCGGCGCUCGUGUCAAAAGUUAACGACCAUCAGUUUGGGCAAUGGAAGAAAGUGGAGAUGAAGUGUCCAUAUUAAUAUACAGUCUAUGGUUGAGGCACAUUGCAGUGACUGACCAGCUGUAAUUAGUAUAUGAGAUUUAACCAGAUAAAAGUCUGUAAGAGGUGUCCUUGGUUUCUUAUCUGAUCCACACAUGCAAUAGCCUGAUGACAAACUAGCAUUUCCAUUUCAACAGACACGUCUGUAAGAGUUGUGCACCUUGAGAAAACAGCAAUUACUUCUGGCAUGCAGGUGCUCCGGCACAAUGUACAUCUGAGCAUCAGCAAUUAUACAACAGAGGAGAGGGAAAAGUAAUUUAAUGCAGCUGUCUCUGCUUUCCACCCCGAACAUCUUUAAAUGGUUCUACAUGUGCCAGCAACUGAACAUUGCUCACUGCAUAACUUCACAUCCUGCUGGUUUAACAUCAUAAGAAGCGGCGGAGGAAGAGGAAUGAGGGUGUAUUUGAUUAGGAAAACCUGACGGGCUUCUCUUUUUAUUAGUCACAGAUUUAGAGAGCAUAUCUGCCUUUCUUCAUUAUAGAGAAAAUUUUGUUUAAUGAGACGGUGGGUGUGGGGGUCGGGGUACGUGUGCAAAUGGAAGGAUUAUGACUUUAACACUCGCGUUUAACUAUUUGACUGCCAAAACUAUACGGCGGCAGAUCUGUUCGUUCUUUAGUGUGAAUGGGCCGGCUAUUGGGUUUGCUAUUUAUUAUAUAGAAACAUAAAACUGAAAUUUAAAAGAAUCAUUAAUGAAAUUAAUAAUGCAGAAUGUCUGAAAAGACUUGUUCUCUAAUUAGACUUGACUUUUUCAGUCUAUUUCCUUCCAUUUAUUGCAAACUGUACUAAAUCAGUCGCCUGGUCGGUGGAUUCUGAGUGAAAAUUAUUAUUCUUUUCACGUAAGGAUCCUGUCAAAUUCUGGUGACGAUUGGUAAACAUGGAAAGCAAUGUACAUGUGCGUGCCCACAUCCAUUCAGGUUCCUCUAGCGAUGUAUUCCGUGUGCAGCUAUGCAGUUUAUCAGUUUCUAGCGCAGUUCCAACCUUUGACUGCCUGCGCACUCAGUUCCACCUUUACUCCUGAACCACAGCACAGAUUUCUGGCCCACGCUGCACUUUAGCUGCUUCAGCUGUAGUCAGUCAGACAGCAAAAAGUGAGGUAGUUAAGACCAUCAGUACAGUGUCUGUUUUUGUGUGUGUUUGUGUGUGAGACUGAUGGCAGGGAAUAGAGGUUAGACCAUCAGGCCAGAGAGAUAAGAGCUGUAGUUUGAUCCUCUAAAAGCGCUAGACUGGCAGGCCAGGCAAACCCAGCAGACCUCAUCUGAACUACACGCCAGUGGAGCCCAGAUACUGUGAGCAUUUGCGUGUGCGCGUGUGUGUAUGCAGCCACUGCUCGUGCGUCAACAUCUCUUUCUUUACCGUUUGCCGCCUCCUGUCUUCACACAAGCCCCUGCAGCCUGGACCGCCACACAUCUAGAUAACAGGCCCGCUGAAGUAUAAAGCAAUGACGCUCUGCCGCCUUUGAGAAACGGUGAUUUGAGCGGGAUCAGGUCGGAGAUAUGUGGAGGGAGCACGAAAUAUGGAGGCGAUGAAAAAGGUGUCAGGACAUUUCCAUAUUAAAAAGCAGGAUUCUGGAGAGUGACAGAGAGGAUAACCCCUGUUACAGAUACUGCGCACUUGGGUGGGAAUCUUUACACCAAAAUGUGUGUGUGUGUGUGUGCAGGUAUGUUUUUGUUGACCUGUUUCGGUCCUCCAGGGCUGUCCUCAUCUGUCCUUAUCUUCUUUAGCAUAAUGUCCCAAAAACUGUCCAGCCGGUCUUUAUCUUUUUACAUUUUCAGUAAGUCAGAGUGAUGUGGGAAAAAAACUGUUUCCAGUACCCAGAAAAGAGCUCAUAUUAAUCUGCCAUUCAACACAGUCUGUGUUUCACUUUAAUUUUCUGGCACCAGGACCAGCCAGGAGCAAAUCCAAUCACUAAUCUUCACAGCUUCAGGAGCACUUACAGGGCAGCAACUGUACAGUAGACGACACUCACAUAACUCUCACAUGCGUGGUCUCCGUAACUAAGACAUCCCAGCAUGUGGCGUGAGGAAACGUGUGUCAUGUAGGUAACUGAGUUCACUCUCAACCUUUCAUGUGAAAUGCAGCUUUUAGUGUUCAGCCUUUGUAUUUCCUUCCCUUUGUUUCAGCAAAAAUCUACAUCUGAAAAACUCACACACUCGUUUUAAAAAGUCAAACAUCGCACCCCUCGAGCAAUGAACAGUGUUUCCUCUCGGCGAGGACAGAGAGUUUGCAACAGAGGAGCUGCAGGCAGGCUACAGGAUCUCCUUCAUCAUGUCAGAGACACAACUGCAUUAGCUGCUACAAUGUGAAAACAGUGAGACCAACUAUGAUCAGUUAUUCCUAAAACAAAUCAGUCAAGUUUAAGUUGAGCUACUUCACGUAGCACAAAUUAACCUUAAUCAGAAAAUAGAGUGCAUAAAGAAGACAGUGGGUCAUCAUUUUCUCUGAGAAAAGCAAAAAGUUAAUUUGAGAUAGAGGUUAUCCUUUAUUAUUCUUUGCAGAUGUCCUUUUAAUUCCUGAAUAUUCAUGAGUAUGGUGUUCCUUUCUAUGGCAUAUCUACAACCACAGGACCACGCUCUGUGAUACUGAGCUAGUUUGCGAGCUAGUCACGAAAUUUCAUUCAAGUGAUUUACGCCCUUGGGCGAGAAUUCUUUAACAGUUCUGUCUUCACCAUAUUCAGGGCAUGCACGAUCCUCUCCUAAACCAUAAUGAGUGUUUUUGUUGCUUAAUGUGACCAAGCAGAAACUGAAAGAAAUGAAAAUGAACUCAAAUAUGAAAAUGAAAAGUCCUACAGAAGUUGACAUCAGGGACGCUAUAUCAGGCUGGCGCAAAUUAAAAUGAUUUAUUCAUUAUUUUCAUUUAAAAAAAUGAAAUGGAAAACGACUGUGUUGUACACUUUUAGAGUCUGCCGCUUUCAAACAGAAACAGAGCUACAUGAAUUGAUCACUGCUGCAUUCAGUUUAUAGGUCUGUGUUAUGACUGUUUUCUUUUUUUCUAUUUCUUUUUUAUAGACACUUGUCUUGAACAAAGCACAUUUGGUAACCAUCCUCUUAAAAAUGUGAAUUAGCAUGUGUGAGAGAGAGAGAGCUUGUGUGGAAGGCCUCGUGUGCAUGUGUGACACAGCAGACUGUAAUGUAAAUGUAUAAAGUACAAAAGCAUCAGGGGGUGAUUUAAAGAAAAUAACCACCCAUGACCUGUUUACAUCAUGAAGAACUAUCUUCUAUUUGUUCAUUCAGUUUUUUAUUGUUUCUUUUUUUUCCAAUAAAAACGAGUCUUCAGUGUCA